AUGGUGAUUCUAUCUAAACUUCCAAAAGGAUCUUCAUCUUCUUCAUCACUACAUGGUUAUAGUUCAUCAGCUCGUGUUCAUACUCCAUCUACUCAUGGUCAUAAUUCAUUAACUUCUAAUCAUAGAUAUGAUGUAUUUUUAAGUUUUAGAGGUGUUGACACUCGUCAUAGUUUCACUGAUCACCUUCAUAAGGCCCUCAUUCAUGCCAAUAUCAAUACCUUCUUGGAUGAUGAAGACAUUGAAACAGGGGAAGAUCUGAAACCAGAACUGGAGAGUGCGAUUAAGGCAUCUCAGGCUUCUAUUAUUGUGUUGUCUAAGAAUUAUGCUUCUUCAACAUGGUGCCUGGAUGAAUUGGUGCUGAUCCUUGAGCAACGGAUGACAUCCAACCAUAUCGUCAUCCCAAUCUUUUAUCAUGUGGAGCCCACACAUGUCAGGAAGCAACAAAGUAGCUUUGGGGUUGCAAUGGAUAAGUAUAAACAGACAAUGGAGGCAGAGACAAAUGCAAAUAAAAGAAGUCAAUGGGCUCAAAAGAUGGACCAAUGGAAUAAAGCGCUUACACAAGUUGCUGAUUUAAAAGGGAAUGACAUAAAUGGCAGGUUGGAGACAGUGUUUAUUGAAGAAAUUGUGAAGGACAUCCACCGUAGAUUACAUGUACACUUAAGGAGCGUUCGGCCACAACUUAUUGGGAUGAAUUAUCAUAUUAACUUUGUAACUUCAUGGUUGAAAGAUGGAUCCUCGCAUACAGCAGACAUACUUACUAUUUAUGGUAUAGGUGGGAUCGGGAAGACAUCUUUAGCCAAACAUGUCUAUGGGCUAUAUUCUCAUGAAUUCCAUACAGGCAGCUAUAUUGAAGAUAUCACCAGGAAAUGUGAUGGGAAGUUUAAUGGGUUGCUUGAUUUACAAGAACAACUCUGCUAUGACAUUUCAAAAACAAGUUCAAUUAAAGUUCAUGAUGUUUCAGUAUACACCGCAAAGAUAGAGAAUGCACUAGCAUGUAAGUUCUUGAUGAUAUCAGUACCCUUGUUCAGUUGGAUGCACUACUUGGAAGCAAAGGCUUUCAUCCUGGAAGCAAAGUUAUAA
Molecule: messenger RNA, 1080 nt
Organism: Lactuca sativa (garden lettuce)
Lineage: Eukaryota; Viridiplantae; Streptophyta; Magnoliopsida; Asterales; Asteraceae
Product: disease resistance protein RUN1
Biological process (GO): signal transduction; defense response
Source: RefSeq, a predicted model, not a curated record